Molecule: messenger RNA, 6969 nt
Organism: Orcinus orca (killer whale)
Lineage: Eukaryota; Metazoa; Chordata; Mammalia; Artiodactyla; Delphinidae
Gene: FOXP1
Product: forkhead box P1
Exons: 19
Coding region: 234-2255 (673 amino acids)
Biological process (GO): regulation of transcription by RNA polymerase II
Cellular component (GO): nucleus
Molecular function (GO): RNA polymerase II cis-regulatory region sequence-specific DNA binding; DNA-binding transcription repressor activity, RNA polymerase II-specific
Source: RefSeq, a predicted model, not a curated record
UGUCUCUCUGUGUGUUGCAGUCCUGUGGCAUUAUGCAUGCCCCCAACCAGUGACCUCCAGACUUUUUAUGGCUGUGAGACACGUUAAAAGUUCAGGUUGGCCGACUGAGGAAGGAAAGCAAGUGAUCUUUAUGUUGCAGCUGGGAAACCUAUCUCAGUACAGGUAAGAAGUGACCUUUUGAGGUGACUAUAACAGAAGAUUGCUUUACAGAAGCCAAAAAAGGUUUUUGAGUCAUGAUGCAAGAAUCUGGGACUGAGACGAAAAGUAACGGUUCAGCCAUCCAGAAUGGGUCAAGCGGCGGCAACCACUUAUUAGAGUGCGGCGGCCUCCGGGAAGGGCGGCCCAACGGGGAGACGCCAGCCGUGGACGUGGGGGCGGCCGAUCUGGCCCACGUGCAGCAGCAGCAGGCGCUUCAAGUGGCAAGACAGCUUCUUCUCCAGCAGCAACAGCAGCAAGUUAGUGGAUUAAAGUCUCCCAAGAGGAAUGACAAACAACCAGCCCUUCAGGUUCCCGUGUCAGUGGCUAUGAUGACACCUCAAGUUAUCACUCCCCAGCAAAUGCAGCAGAUCCUCCAGCAACAAGUGCUGAGCCCUCAGCAGCUCCAGGUUCUCCUCCAGCAGCAGCAGGCCCUCAUGCUUCAGCAGCAGCAGCUUCAAGAGUUUUAUAAAAAACAACAGGAACAGUUGCAGCUUCAACUUUUACAACAACAUGCUGGAAAACAGCCUAAAGAGCAACAGCAGGUGGCUACCCAGCAGUUGGCUUUCCAGCAGCAACUUUUACAGAUGCAGCAGCUACAGCAGCAACACCUUCUGUCUUUGCAGCGCCAAGGCCUUCUAACAAUCCAGCCGGGGCAGCCUGCCCUUCCCCUCCAACCCCUUGCUCAAGGCAUGAUUCCAACAGAACUGCAGCAGCUCUGGAAAGAAGUGACAAGUGCUCAUACGACAGAAGAAACCACGGGCAACAAUCACAGCAGUUUGGAUCUGACCACGACAUGCGUCUCUUCCUCUGCACCUUCCAAGACCUCCUUAAUAAUGAACCCACAUGCCUCUACCAACGGACAGCUGUCAGUCCACACUCCCAAAAGGGAAAGUUUGUCCCACGAGGAGCAUCCCCAUAGCCAUCCUCUGUAUGGACAUGGCGUAUGCAAGUGGCCUGGCUGUGAAGCAGUGUGUGAAGAUUUCCAGUCAUUUCUAAAACAUCUCAACAGUGAGCAUGCGCUGGACGAUAGAAGUACAGCCCAAUGUAGAGUACAAAUGCAGGUUGUACAGCAGUUAGAGCUACAGCUUGCAAAAGACAAAGAGCGCCUGCAAGCCAUGAUGACCCACCUGCACGUGAAGUCUACGGAACCCAAAACUGCCCCUCAGCCCCUGAAUCUGGUAUCAAGUGUCACACUCUCCAAGUCUGCAUCAGAGGCUUCUCCACAGAGCUUACCUCAUACUCCUACGACCCCCACUGCCCCCAUCACUCCCGUCACCCAAGGCCCCUCCGUCAUCACCACCACCAGCAUGCACACGGUGGGACCCAUCCGCAGGCGGUACUCAGACAAAUACAACGUGCCCAUCUCUUCAGCAGAUAUUGCGCAGAACCAAGAAUUUUAUAAGAACGCAGAAGUUAGACCACCAUUUACAUAUGCAUCUUUAAUUAGGCAGGCCAUUCUCGAAUCUCCAGAGAAGCAGCUAACACUAAAUGAAAUCUAUAACUGGUUCACACGAAUGUUUGCUUACUUCCGGCGUAACGCUGCCACAUGGAAGAAUGCAGUGCGUCAUAAUCUUAGUCUUCACAAGUGUUUUGUGCGAGUAGAAAACGUUAAAGGGGCAGUAUGGACAGUGGAUGAAGUAGAGUUCCAAAAACGAAGGCCACAAAAGAUCAGUGGUAACCCUUCCCUUAUUAAAAACAUGCAGACCAGCCACGCCUACUGUACACCUCUCAAUGCAGCUUUACAGGCUUCGAUGGCUGAGAACAGUAUACCUCUAUACACUACCGCUUCCAUGGGAAACCCCACUCUGGGCAACCUAGCCAGCGCCAUACGGGAAGAGCUGAACGGGGCGAUGGAGCACACCAACAGCAACGAGAGCGACAGCAGCCCGGGCAGAUCCCCUAUGCAAGCCGUGCAUCCUGUACAUGUCAAAGAAGAGCCCCUGGAUCCAGAGGAAGCUGAAGGGCCGCUAUCCCUAGUGACAACAGCCAACCACAGUCCAGAUUUUGACCACGACAGAGAUUACGAAGACGAACCAGUACAUGAGGACGUGGAGUGAACAUCUGGGCAGGCCGACCCCAAGAGCGUGAAGAUUUGGGGGGGGGCACACAAGACAAAACACGUCAAAAGUUUGCAGUGAAAUCGUUCUCCAUUGGUUGUACAGUGUGGAGGAUUUUUCACUGCAUUUUGACAACUCUGCAAUGUGUUAACUCUUAGUGCCAUCAAGAAUCCCAUUUGGGAGUAUUUUUGAUUUUUCUACUUUUUGUUGAAAAAAGGAAUUUGUACUCUGUGCAUUGGAUGGACUUGUUUGGUACUGGGGAUUUUCCUCUCUUAACAGUCAACAUCAGUGUUGUAAAUUUGCUAAACUGAUUCACUUUUAGCAGCAGACUUUGAACUGCAGUCCUGCCGACAUUGGACAGUGAGGACACCCAACUGAGCAUGUGCACCUAAGCUGCAGACCACGCCUCUGCCCAGAAUUUAAGGAUUCCAAUGGACGACCUAUUUGCACAGUACUGCAUGUUGAUUAUCACUGCCUUUACUCCAUUUUUUUUUUUUUUUUUUUUUUUUUUUUGCUUCCAGUUGGGAUGGGGAAGGCCUUUGUGUGUGUAUUGGGGGGAGGGUUUAAAAAUAAUUAUCCCAAACUUUUUAAUGUAUUGCUUUUUUUUUUUUUUUUUUGGCUUCUCCUAUACCAUUUUAAGUUCUGACCUCAGGCUUCCAUUCGGGCCCACGGCCUCUUGGAGGCUUCAAGUUUUCUGUACCUUGUGAUGAAUGUUAAUAGGUGUUUUUAUUAUACGAAGCUGAAUGUCAUUUCUCGUUCGUAGUUUUCUGUCACUCAUUCCAUGUCCCUUCAGACAUCACCACUGUUUUCUCGAAAGUCAGAAAACAUUCCGUUUUGAUCUUUUGCAAAAAGGUCCCAAAUGCUGCACUCUACACGUGAAGGUCCUCUCACCCAGACGUGAAGUUCCUGCCAGAAAGAGAAUGAAUGACAGAAAAAAAAAAAAAAAACAGAGACACCCUAGGAACCAUGCAGAUUCAUUCCAUGAAGCAGUAUUGGAAGGUGGGAAGGGGGUUGUUUCAGAGUUUCCUCUUUUUUUUUUUAAUAUUGCACCUACCAUCAUUCUUAAUAAAUGCCACAGCAUUUACCAGCACAAGGAGACACAGGCAGCAGCCCCCUUACCCCCAAAGCAAAACAAACAAAAGACAAACUCUCACAGUAGUUCGACUGACAGUGGCUGUGGAAGCCCGUCCCUGGGAUGACCUAGUUGAGAUGGGCCUCAGGCUCUCGCAGUUGUUCAAACCAGUGUGGGUUGCUUUGUUUGCAAAAUGGCCCAAAAGCUGGCUUCCCUGAGCAACUGUGCUGAAAGUCGUGGUGGCCCCAAACCGAAACAUCCAUUCAGACCUGCUUGGUGGCAUUCAUGUGUCUGAAUGCAAAUUAGAUUUCCGAUUGAACUUGCUAUGCGAGUUAAUGAGAACUGGGUUCAGCAAAUGCUAAAGUGUUAAUUUCCAAUGUGCAGGUUUGGUAUAGCAGUUCAGCAUGGGAGGCAGUACCAUCCCACCAACCCAGUCCCAAAAACCAACAGGAGAAGACAUCAGGCAGAUGGGGGCACAGCUCAGCCCUGGGCUUUUGGGGAAACACACGUGGCGCACAGAACAUAACAGUCAUGGGUCAGUACAGCCUCAGUCCUUGGAACCCCUGAACGCUUCCACUCUGCACCCCUUUCCUGUCACUCAUUUAUUUACCUAGGAGUGUAGCUUUUGUUUUAGUUUAAGAGCCUUUUGGAGCUUAAUUUAUAUGCUUUGUACCUCUUUUUUUUUUUUUCCCCUAAAAUUACCAAAGAUAUUCCACAAAGGUAAAUUAUGUUCUCUGUUUUUAUGCUUUAUCUGAUGAAGCCAAAUAUCCUCUUCUUGUUGAUCAAAGGAGGCAAAAUAAUUUAGAGGCAAUUGAUGAGAUACAGGCUAUUGCUAACUUAAGAGAACUGCUUCUUCAUCAUAGAGGACAUUUAGAAGACCAAGUAGGUAAUGGAACCAAAGUUGUUACUUUUUUUUUUUUUUUUUUCCUUCAGUCCUCGGUUUUUGUUUUUGUUUUUUCCUUCUGUAGCUCUACAGAGACCAAAACGCAUUCUUGUAAAGAGAACUUAUGGGGCUACUGAAGAGAGAAAUAGGACACAGUAUUAAGGGAGCAAUAGAAGGAAGGGAUUACCAUCUCCAAGAAGAAAAACCAAUGUACGGCACAUGAAACUUAGGGGGUGUCCAGUCCAGGAGACAGUUAAGAUACAAUGAAGGUAAAAUUCAGAGAGAACAGAACAGCUUCCACAAUUGAACCAGACCGCAUAAUGUAGUAUUUCUAGAAGACAUUUCUUUUUCAAAGAAAGAUUGUAUGCCACUUUUGUUUAAGGACUGUGCUAUGAUCACUGCAUUCAUUUGGGUUUAUCUUGGCAUAUAUAUCCUCUGGGUUUUUGUUUUUGUUUUUUUUUAAAAGGUUUCCUUUUUUUCCUUCCUUUUUUCCGGAUUAGGCUUGCGUCAGCAUUUUUCAUUUAAAAAAAAAAGUAACAUUCCCGUCCACUCACAAGCUUGGUACAAAAACUUCUCUGGCAGUUCCUUUUGAAGCUUCACACUGCUUUCUCUAUAAAGAGCAGUCUGUGGUCACUCGAGACUUACUUUUUUUUUUUUUUUUUUUUUCAACUUUUCCAGGCAGCGUCAUGAUGUGCAGGCAGUAGCCAGACAGGGUCAUGGGAAGGGGGCCCUGUGCUUCUAAACUGAGUGGUUGCUGGUUAGUUUGGUAUUCAAAAGAGGAUAAAAAUCUGGUAGAUUAGUUCAUUCUCAGCAUGUGUAGCUAGACAUGAGUAAAGUUAACAGCAUGAGAAACUGUUAGUACGCAUACCUCAGUUCAAACCUUUAGGGAAUGAUUAAAAUUUUAAAAAAAAAUACAUUUCACUCAGUUGCACUUAGUCGUAUGUCUUGCAUGCUUAGUCUAAAGACUGUAGCAAAAAGAAAAAAAAAAAGAAAAAUUAGCUUUUACAUAUCUUUGCAGGUAUCACAGCCUUGCAGAAGAACCAACUGAAAAAAAAAAUUUCUCAGGCUUUACAGCAAGCAAACUUCACUCUGAUUUUUCCAAUUCUGAUUCUGUAUCCCUUGGGGGUAUCCCAGUUGCUUCUUUAGGAUGGGGUUUAUUAUGUUGUACAUAUAUCCCGAUGUGUCUGUGUGACUCUUUGUCUUUUUUGGGGGAGGGCGGAGGGUGGUUCUUUUUUUAGAUAUUGUUCCUAAAAAGGAAUAAAUGCAUAUACACCUGUUUGUCAAAACACCUUUGCUUUUUGUGCAACUGCUUUAUAUUAACGAUACUUUAAAAAAAAAAAAAAAACCUUUGGAAAAAAAACUACUGUAUGUAAUGGAAUUGCAGAAUAUGCUGCACAUGUAUUUUAUUUAGUUAUUCUUGCUUUCAGAAUAUUGGAUGACAUUUCCUGACAUGUGGGAGGGAGAAACUCCCAAAUUUCUUUUUUUUUUUUUUUUUUUGGCUUUUAAAAUUGUAACAUAGUGACAGAUUUUUUUUUUUUUUUUCUUUUUUCCUGUUCUCAUUGAUCGGAGCAUCUUGUACAGGUUUUUUUGGUGUUUGUGCCUGCCGGUGUGAGUUCCUCUGUUUUUUGAUACAUUCCUAUCCCUUGUGUUUAUCCUACCAUUGCCUUCCUGGCUAUCUUAAACAAGUUCAUGCGUUUGAAAAGAGAAAAAAAAAAAAAUGUUGUUUUAAACAAUGUUUUCUCCUGCUGCAGUAAAUAUUUUGCAUGAUGAAAUUCCAGGGUCACACUUUCAAAGUUUAUCAGUGAAGUAGUGAUUAAUCAUGGGGAGUGUCAAAGCUAUUGAACUUUUUGUAUAAAAACAAGAAAAAAAGAAAGAAAACUUUACAAGGUGCCAAGAUGUACAGACAAUUUGUUGCUUUUUUUUUUCCCCAAAGAAAAGCGUACCUUAGGGAGAACGGUCCCUUGUACCGGGCAAAUGCACUGUCAGGAAUGAGGAUCCAUCCUACUUGUUGUCCCUAGAGUCUGUCCUUGUAAGACAAGUUCACGCUGCCUGCAUUGAACCAGCAGUGAAAGGAAACAUCAAGGCUUAUGAACGGGAAGAGUGACCGCCAGCCCUGCCACCUUCGGACGGCUCCGACCUGAUUCCCCGCGUUCCGUCAGACCUAGUAAAGACACCUCGGAUUCUUCACCCAAAAUAUGAUGUCCAUCACUAGCUAUUUUAUCCCGGAAAAAAAAAAAAAAAGUUAAAGAUUUCCUCUCCUUUCCGCAUUCCAGCUUGAGCUCCGUUUCCAAGGGUACCAAGAAGAACAUGCUUGUCGGGAUUUUGAAUCUUUGGGGGACCUUUUGGUUCAUGGUAGACCCUCUGGAUAUUUUGGAUGUUUCUGAGAGUCGAUUUUGGCUUUUCUCUCCUGAGAAAUGAGACUUAUAAUUCCAAAGGCAUUUUGUGGGCCCGGUGUAGUUCUCAUGAUCUCUGCUACCCAGAAGCCUGCAUGGAGAUGGUACAGCCCGGACUGUCAGCGUGGUGCUCCGUGGAGAUGUGCUGCCAGUAACAAGAAUUUUUUUUUUUUUAAUUUCGUUUUGUUUUGAUAAGGCAUAAAAGGAACUCAUUCCGUGACAUCAACUGUAAUUCCAUCAUUCCGUGUCUGUGGAUACAGACAAUAAAAAAAAAAAAAAUGUUGUGUAGUCAGUACUAAUGACUGACAUGAUCGCAUUCUCAAAUGCAAUAAAAAUGCUGGUUGUUCACACUGGUAGUAAAAGUCG